UUUCAAAAGGUCGAGAUGAUUCCAGACACAUUCACUUCAGCGGAGCAUUAUCUAGGCUCUUUCAUCUAUCCUUUAUUGGAAGAAACACGUGCUCAGCUUGCAGAAUCUAUGGAAGUAAUGGGCAAAGCGCCGUAUGCUGAAGUGAUUGCCCUUGGUGAGGUUAAGAAACAUGGGGAAACUCUAUUUAAUGUUAAUGUGGACUCUUGGAAGAAUAGAGUGCGUGAUGACGGAGAGCCAUACAAAACCUUGCCAGGAGACAUGGUUUUAAUCUCAGAUAAUAGGCCAAUGGAGGUUUCUGAUUUAAAUCGAGCUGGGUGGAACUGGACACUUGCUUCAGUAGUUAGUAUCAUGGAUGAUGAGGAGGAUGAUACCAAUAUCUCCACAAAUUUCAAAGUGAAAAUGCCGAUUGAUCUCACUGCCAAUCUUGAAAAAUUUGAAGGAUUCCACAUUGUGUUCUUACAAAACAUUACAACGCAUAAAAGGAUUUGGAAUGCGUUGCGAAUGAGGAAAAACAUGGAGGUUAUUGACAUGGUUUUGUACACAAAUGGUGAGGCUGAGAACAAACAUUGUCUCUGCUCUCCGCAUGCUGAUAAUAUUGGUUCCACUGAAAGAGUCGGAACUAGCAUGUUCUCCAAACUGAAUGAAUCACAAGGUAAUGCAGUAUUAACUUGCCUUGAAAGGGUGAAAUGUGACCAAAUAUCGCAUGUUGAUCUCAUAUGGGGUCCUCCUGGUACUGGAAAGACAAGUACUAUUAGUAUAUUGCUUUUUAUGCUCUUGAAAAAGAACUGUAGAACACUUAUUUGUGCACCUACAAAUGUGGCAAUAACACAAGUCGCCUCUCGUGUGGUUAAGUUGGUAUACGAGUCUUUUAAAGAUGAACCUUUGAAGGAAAAUUUGUUAUGUCCAGUGGGGGAUGUGCUCCUAUUUGGAAACAACGAUAGAUUGAAGCUGGAUGUAGGCACUGAGGAUAUGUAUCUAGACUAUCGUGUUGACAAGCUUUAUGAGUGUUUGGGGUUGAAAGGUUGGAGACACUGCAUUCUUUCAACAAUUCAUUUUCUUGAGGAUUGUGUUUCUGAUUAUAAAAUCUAUGUGGAAAAUGAAUUGAUAAAAAUGAGAGAGUUGAGGGAUAAAGGUGAAACUUUGGAAGAAAGUCCACAACCUAAAACCUUUGCCGAGUUUAUUAAAUCGUGCUUUGAGGGUACAGUAUCUCCCCUCAGAAGGUGCAUGCUUAUACUGUGUACUCAUUUACCCAGGCAUUUCAUUCAAGAAAGAAAUUUCCAAGAUAUCAUUUCCCUGAUAUGCCUACUGGAUUCUCUAAAUGGAAUGUUAUUUCAGGUGGAUAUGGGAUCUGAAGAAUUGAACAGUGUUUUUUCACAACCAGUAAUCUCUGAUGUUUCCCCUGAGUCAUUUGCAGAUACAUCUUCCUUGGCAUGCUUGAGAAGCCAGUGCGUCUCUAUUCUGAAAACUCUUCUACAUUCUUUGGGACGACUUGGUCUUCCACGUUCAUCAAAUAAAUACUUGAUAAGGGUUUUGUGUUUAAAGACAUCGACCUUGGUUUUCUGCACUACUUCUAGUUCGUAUAAGAUACACUCAAUCGAGAUGGAGCCGUUCAACGUACUGGUCAUUGAUGAAGCUGCCCAGUUGAGGGAAUGUGAAUCAGUAAUUCCACUUCAUCUUCCUGGUCUGAAGCACGCAAUUCUUGUAGGCGAUGAAUGCCAAUUACCGGCAAUCGUUCACAGCAAAGUGUCUGAUGAAGCUGGUUUUGGAAGAAGCUUGUUUGAAAGGUUAAGUUCAUUGGGUCAUUCAAAACUCAUGCUUAAUGUGCAAUACCGUAUGCAUCCAGCAAUCAGUUAUUUCCCAAAUGUGAGUUUCUAUCAUGGUCAAGUCCAAGAUGCUGCAAAUGUGAGAGGCAAAACCUAUGAGAGAAAGUAUCUUCGGGGAAGAAUGUAUGGCCCAUAUUCUUUUAUCAGUAUCCCCUGUGGAAAAGAAGAAUUGGAUGAUAUUGGGCAUAGCAGAAGAAAUAUGGUUGAGGUGGCUUUAGUAAAUAAGAUAGUGAAGGACUUGUACAAAUUUUGGCUUAGCACAGGAAAGAAGCUUAGCAUUGGAGUUAUAUCUCCAUAUACUGCUCAAGUUGUCACCAUAAAAGAUACUAUUGGCAGAAAGUAUGACAACCUUAACGGGUUUGCAAUUAAGGUGAAGUCUAUUGAUGGGUUCCAGGGUGGAGAAGAAGAUAUCAUAAUCAUAUCAACUGUGAGAUUUAAUAGUAGUGGCAACAUUGGUUUUAUGAAAAGUUUGCAAAGAACUAAUGUUGCUCUGACCAGGGCACGGCACUGUUUGUGGAUCUUGGGAAAUGAAAGGACACUAUUUGAUAGCAAUUCAGUUUGGAAAAGUUUAGUUCUUGAUGCAAAGGAGCGCCAGUGUCUCUUCUCUGCUGAUGAAGACAGUGGUCUGUCGAAAACUAUUUUUGAUGUCAUGAAAGAACUGGAUCAACUUGAUGAUUUGCUCAAUGCAAAUAGUAUCGUAUUCAAAAGUCAAAGAUGGAAGGUUCUUUUAAGUGACAAUUUCAAAAGAUCAUUUAAAAACUUGGUGACAUCUCGCAUGAAAAAGGCAGUGCUUAAUCUUUUAAUUAAGCUUGCUGGUGGAUGGAGACCUAAGAGAAAAGGCGUGGACUUGGUGGGUGAAACUUCAUCACAGAUUGUGAAGCAGUUUAAGGUUGAAGGGUACUAUGUAGUCUGCACCACUGACAUUCAGAAGGAGGCGAAAUACACACAAGUGUUGAGGGCCUGGGAUUUAUUGUCUCUUGAUGAGGUUGGAAAAUUAUUGAGACGUCUUGAUGGCAUAUUUGCUAUGUAUACUGAUGAUUUUAUCAAUUUGUGCAAGCAGAGGUGCCUAGAUGGGGACUUGGAAGUUCCAAAAGCUUGGCCAGCUUCUUGUGAUCUUGUAAGGUUCAAGAAUCUUGGUGAAAGAUUGGCAGACAGCUCAAAUGACUGUGUGGUGGAUGGUAGAAGUUACAUUGAAAAUUCAUGGGUGAAUGAAAGCUUACUGUUGAUGAAGUUUUACUCCUUAUCAUCUGGCGUUGUCCAUCAUUUGCUCUCUGACAACCAAGGUGAAGAAAUUGAUAUCCCUUUUGAAGUUACUGAUGAGGAGAAGGAGAUAAUCCAAUUUGGAAGGAGCAGUUUCAUAUUGGGUCGAUCAGGCACCGGGAAAACUACUGUUUUGACCAUGAAAUUAUUUCAAAGGGAGCAACAGCAUCAGCUUGCCUUGGGUGGAGUCAUGAAAGUUGAGGCAAAUGAGAUAAGUGAGUAUGCAGGAGAAAGUAGCUUUUAUAGAUCUGAGAGUACAUUGAAGAGUCAAUCCGAAGUUGAUACUAAGAGGACUACCUUAAGGCAGCUUUUUGUCACAGUUAGUCCAAAGCUAUGCUAUGCCGUCAAACAACAUGUUUCUCAUCUGAAACGCUUUGCUCAGGGAGGUAAAAUCUCUGCUGGGAACAGUGUGAUGGAUUUGGAUGAUUUGGAUGGAUUUUCACAUUUUAAAGACAUUCCAAAUUCUUUUGUUGACAUUCCGGAUAGUAAGUAUCCUCUGGUAAUAACAUUUCAUAAGUUUUUGAUGAUGCUUGAUGGCACACUGGGGUCUUCAUACUUUGACCGUUUCCUGGAUACAAGCAACCUUUCUCUGGACAGUAUGUCAAGAGCAGCCACUGUAGAAAGUUUCAUAAGAACGAAAGGGGUUAGUUUUGACCACUUCUGUUGCUUGUAUUGGCCUCAUUUCAAUUCCCAAUUGACAAAGAAUCUUGAUCCUUCUAGAGUGUUUACUGAGAUAAUUUCACAUAUAAAAGGAGGCUUGCAAGUGUGUGAGACAGAUGGUGCAAAACUCACCCAUGAGGGAUAUAUUUCAAUGUCUGAGAACAGAACAUCCACUUUGAAUGAGAAGAAGAGAGAGGUAAUUUAUGACAUCUUUCUUGGUUAUGAAAAAAUGAAGAUGGAGCGGGGUGAAUUUGAUUUAGCUGAUUUAGUGAAUGAUCUUCAUCUUCGAUUAAAGAGUGAAAACUUGAAUGGUGACAAAAUGGAUUUUGUAUAUAUUGAUGAAGUUCAAGACCUUACAAUGAGGCAGAUUUCACUGUUCAAGUAUAUUUGCAAAAAUGUCAAUGAAGGCUUUGUAUUUUCUGGUGACACCGCCCAAACAAUUGCCAGAGGGAUAGAUUUUAGGUUUGAAGAUGUGCGGACUUUAUUCUAUGAGGAGUUUAUCAUGAAAUUAAAGGGUGAUGGACCUCCGGCACGAAAAGAUAAAGGUCAUCUUGCUGGGGUCUCUUGUUUGCUACAGAACUUCCGUACUCAUGCUGGUGUUCUAAGGCUUGCUCAGAGUGUAAUAGAUAUUCUUUGUCAUUAUUUCCCUCAAUCUAUUGAUGCUUUGGCACCAGAGACCAGUCUUAUAUAUGGUGAAGCUCCUGUAUUACUUAAGCCUGGCAGUGAUGAAAAUGCUAUUGUAACUAUCUUUGGUAACAGUGGGAGUAUUAGUGGGAAAAUGGUGGGUUUUGGCGCUGAGCAAGUCAUAUUGGUGCGUGACGAGUCAGCUAAGAAGGAAGUUUCUGACUUGGUUGGAAAACAAGCACUUAUUUUAACAAUAGUUGAGUGCAAAGGCUUAGAGUUCCAGGACGUACUGCUUUACAACUUCUUUGGUUCUUCACCACUUAGAAAUCAAUGGAGAGUAGUAUAUGAAUUUAUGAAACAGCGAGAAAUGCUUGACUCGAAAUUUCAUCAAUGCUUCCCAUGUUUUUGUGAAGCAAGGCAUACCAUUUUGUGUUCUGAAUUAAAGCAGCUCUAUGUGGCUAUUACUCGGACAAGGCAAAGGUUAUGGAUCUGUGAAAGUAUAGAGGAGUUUUCAAAACCUAUGUUUGAUUAUUGGAUGAAAAUGUGCCUUGUGGAGGUAAGGGAGGUUGAUAACUCACUUGCACAGGCUAUGAAACUGGCAAGCACUCCUGAGCAGUGGAGAUCACGGGGAAUUAAGCUCUUUUGGGAGAAAAACUAUGAAAUGGCUAUAAUGUGUUUUGAAAGGGCAGGAGAGAAAAACUGGGAGAAAAGAACUAAAGCUACCAGUCUCAGGGAAGCUGCUGAUCGUAUGCGGGAUUCAAAUCCGAAUGUCUCCUGUACCAACUUGAGGGAAGCUGCUGAAAUAUUUGAGUCUAUUGGAAGGUCUGAAUCUGCAGCUGAAUGUUUUUGUGACCUGAAGGAGUAUGAACUUGCAGGAACGAUUUAUCUGAAGAAGUGUGGUGAAGGUGAACAUAAAAAAGCUGCAGUGUGUUUUACAUUGGCUGGACGUUAUGAGACUGCCGCAGACAUAUAUGCAAAGCACAAUUGUUUCUCCGAGUGUUUGUCAGUUUGCAGCAAGGGACACCUUUAUGAUAUGGGAUUGCAAUAUGUAGAAUACUGGAAACAACAUGUUCAGGAAAGAGGGAAAGAAAUAGAUGGAAUUGAACAGGAAUUUCUUGAAAGCUGUGCAUCUGAUUUCUUUGAUCACAAUGAUAGGAAAUCAAUGAUGAAGUUUGUUAAAGCUUUUAAGUCGUUGGACCAUAAGCGUAAGUUCUUGAAGCCUCUGGAUUGUCUGGACGAAUUGUUAUUGUUAGAGGAAGAGUCUGGGAAUUUUGCUGAAGCUGCAGAACUUGCAAAGCUGAAAGGAGAUCUCCUAAGAGAGGCAGAUCUUCUAGGUAAAGCUGGAAAUUUCAGCAAGGCAUCCUCACGCAUCCUUUGGUAUGUGCUUGCCAACUCUUUGUGGGUGCGUGGAUGCUGGGCAGCCUGGCCCCUGAAGUCAUUUGAAUCUAAGGAUGAACUCUUGAAGAAGGCCAUUUCAUUUGCAAGUAAUGAAUCCGAUGCCUUCUAUAAAUCUGUUUGUACCGAGGCAAAGGUCUUAUCACAUGAUCCAAGUAGUUUGUGUGAAUUGAGACGUGCUUUAAGUGCUUUGCAGAAAUGUGGGAGUCUCAAAGGUGAAAUUUUGUGUCUAAGAAAAAUUAUUGAUGCUCACACUCAAAUUAAUGCCACAAAGUACUCAUGGGAAGACAAGUUUCCUUUUGACCUGAAGUACCCUGAUGACACCAUGUUCUGUGACCAACUCUCUGUUGGAACCCUGUGUCAUUUUUGGAAUCUGUGGAAAAGAAAUAUCUUAGACGUUCUUGAGUCCCUUAACUGUCUUGAGGUACAGGAUUUUGGUAUAUAUAAGGGCUACGGGGAGUUCUGCCUGAAUUAUUUUGGUGUGCGGCGACAGUUUACUGAUAUGAAAGUGAGCUAUCUUCUAUUAAAUCCUGAUGCUGAAUGGGUUAAAAAGGUCAAUCAAAGUUUCUUGAGGCAGAGCAAAAAUAUGGUCUCAAUUGAUGUUAGACAUUUCAUAAUUGCUGCACGGAAUUACUGGCAGAAUGAAGUUCUUGCUGUUGGCCUUAAGGUUCUGGAAACCCUUGAAUCUCUGUAUAACUUUUCCUUGAGGUCUUCGUCUCUGUUCAGCCAAAGCAUGUGCCUGGUAAAUAUAUACAUCAUUGCCAAGGAUCUGCACUGCAAGAAUUAUGAGGCCAAACUGCGAAAGUUCUUCCAACUUUCAAUGCAGUACUUCGAAAAAGUUUUUCCUCUUGAUUACCAGAAGCCUUUGGAGGAAAACAUGAUUUCUUUAAGAGGAACACAGGCCUCCCGACAGUUACUUGAAGAAUUUAUUGUUAAUGACCUUAGUAGAAAAGGUGACCUUACACUUGGGCAGAUUGGAAGGUUGAUGAUGAUAUGGCUUGGGUCUGCUGAACCUGCAGAUGAACUCUGCAAUAAAAUUUUUGAAAGAACCCGAGAAGAUUCGAAUUGGAGAGCUUUCAUUGACAUACUGAGGAGUGUUAGAGUGCCUUUAAAUGAAACAACAUCAGCUGGUUCUCAAGAGGCUUCACCUGUAGAUCCAUGUGAAGCAGGUUUUCUUUUGGUUUCUAGAUUCCAUGAAUCUUUGAAAGAAACUUAUCAAAUCAAUUGGCAGAACAUUUGUGACUACAUAUCUCCUCACUGCUUCUUAUAUCUGGUUGAACGUUUCCUGAUCUUGGCAUUUUGCUCGCGUGGUUUCUUUUACACAACAAAAUCUUCUUUUCUUGAGUGGCUGAUUUUUCAGAAACCAGGUGUCAGUGUGAUAGCCGGAUUUCCAACAGGAUUGCCGUUUAGUGAAAUCUUCUGUACGACCAUCACUUCCAUGGUGGAUUGGCUCCUCUUCCACAAAAUCGAGACAGCUCGUUGGAUUGAGAAGUCUAAAAUUCAAUUCAGAAACUAUCACAAGUUGCUGAUUUCGAGGUUGGUUGUCAUUCUUUGCUCGCUGUGCAUGAACACGUCCUCUGGGGAACCUUGGGAUGCUCUCACUCGUGCUUUGAAGACUCAUUAUAUUUCUUUUGAGCUACCGAGAGAAUUCAAUGCAGUGUUCAUCAGACGUGUAGGGAAGCACAAUGCAUUUGUGGAUAGAGUAAAAGUUGCUGAAGCUCUCAGAGUCCUAGGAAAUCCUGCUUUGUUCGUGAACUUGAAAGAAAAUACUCCUACGACCUCUGUGUGUCCCAACACUUUUUAUUUAGGCAUAGGCCCAAAUUCUUCCAAAGAGGACAUCAUGGAAAUGAUGUUCCCAAAUAAAAGCGUUACUUCUGUAGCGCAGAAAUCCGUGAAGAACCCGUGUUGUGUGCUUCCCCUGAUUGCAGACCAUGCCAGGAAGACUUCAUUGUUGCCAUCUCCAGGCCAUGCUUCCACGCAAAAUCAGGCCCAGAAAGAUGAAGAAGUGAAAAGCACUCUCUUGCAAAUGAAAUGGCACGUUUUGGAGGAAGAAUCAGUUUCCACAAGGACUGGAGAGACUGAAAAUGAAGGGAAGGCGAGAAUCUUGGCAACUACUAGCUUUAAAUCAUCAGAGGACUUGAAUGAAUGUAUACAAUUCAUGACUUCCGUUGUUAAUUACAUGUCUGGGAAGGAAACUCAAUCUGGGGAAGAUGCAGAUAUGUUAAAGGAAGCUGAAAGCAUGCUUCAAGAACUGAAACAACUGUUGGACAAGUUGGAUACAAGUUGUGUGGACGAGGAGGAAAAGCGAGCAGACGUGGUGAAAUUGCAGAAGAGCUUGCAGUCGAGGAAGCCUAGAUUGGUAGCUUUCUUGAACAACAUCGUUGUGGGGAAGGAUGGUGGUGAGGUUACGUUUGUGGAUUCAGAACGUGACGGGGCUGCAAACCAAGGAUCGGCUGAGGUUGUCGACGAGGAUGCCGGUAAUGUGGUGGCUACGCCGUCGGAGAGUGGCGGCGUGAAGAAUCAGGGUGAGCGUAAUAAAGCCAAGGCGAAGAACAAGUCUAAGAAUCGCAAAGGAAAAGGUGGCCGUAGGAGGUGAUGCAUGCAUACUUGCGUGGAAACCAUUUUAAUUCCCUUGUAAAAGUGAACAUUUUAAUUUCUCCUUGUCUAUUAACUUCUAAUUUGCUUGUCUUAACUAAGUUUAUCAUGUGAUCACUGGGCAUUUCGUUCACUACUACUUAACCAACUCCUAACUAAGUUGGAGUUAGAAUUUAUUUGGUCUCCUA
Molecule: messenger RNA, 8545 nt
Organism: Ipomoea nil (Japanese morning glory)
Lineage: Eukaryota; Viridiplantae; Streptophyta; Magnoliopsida; Solanales; Convolvulaceae
Exons: 14
Coding region: 16-8358 (2780 amino acids)
Molecular function (GO): ATP binding; helicase activity; protein binding
Source: RefSeq, a predicted model, not a curated record